UGGCUGGGAUAGCUUAUUUGUGCACGGAUAAACUGUAAAGCGGGGCUAUUCGAAAGCUGUGGCUGGUGCAUGCAAGUAUUGCCGCAAUACUGUAUGUCAUCAGGAGAAAUCUCGAUGAAGAUAUUGAGGACCUCACUACUUACCAACAAUCAAAUUGAAAAGAUCAUUGAUCUUCCGGAUCACAAGAUGGCUAAGUGUAUGAUCCCCGUCGGAUCACUUCAAAAUGUGGCGUGUAAGCCGAAGGAUUAGAUCCAAUUAAACCUAUUCCAAGCUAUAUGGUGGGCUGGAUAUGAUGCAAGUUUGAUCUUUUGGCUGGUAAGGGAGCUAUAGCCAUGUAAUCUUUGGCCAGACUUCCUUGUUAUUUCGCGGGGAAGCUUGUAAGCUGUAUCUUUUUCACAAUCUGUGUAGCGUCAGAGUUGACGCAAUGAUUGAUUCCAAUCAGAACUUGGCUCAUAGUUAGGCCUAGCCUUGGUUUUUGUGAUGCGUUCGAGACAGUGAGAUCAUUCUGUGCGCAUCUAAUUACUAAGAGGAACACGGCAUUGAAGCUUAGUGACCUUGAUCAUUACACUACUGAAACCUCUAUAUACUUGUAUAGAGCAUCCGCCAAACUGUCCCUUCGAAUUAUUGUUUGCUAUCAGUGGACGCUACAUGUGAAGCACCGGACAUCUCGCUACAACCCAGACUCUAUCGAAUUUGUAUCUUCUUCAACCGCAACAAUCACAGAAAUGGCAGACACACAAGAAGCUCCUAAAAAGGUCUUGAAAAAGACCAACAAAACUCCGAUCAAGAAGAAGCCAGCAACUCCUAAAUCAGAUGCUCCUUCCGUACCUAGCGAAAAGCCGUCGGUACCGGACACAGCUGCGCCACCUACUCCAAAGGAGUCCAACGAUGUAGGCAAAUCCGCAAAGCAGGCUUCCACCACUAAAGUAAGUUUCCUGCUAUGGCUUAUCUGCCUCCUUUCGCCUACCGUUCUUCUCCUCUUUAUCUCCGAGCAGAAUUCUAAACCUUUACUUCUGCCACCAAAAAGGAAACCUUAUCAAAGUGAUGAGAUAGAGAAGAGAAAAAGGGAAAAAUUGAAAGAAUAUUCGAUGCAAAUCAGAAGGCUAACACUACAACAAUGUAGGCCAAGAAAUUCGCACCCAAAUUACCAGCAACUCCUCCAGCUGACAAAAAUGUUCCACAACGUGAAGUGACAUCGCCUUCACCAGCACCAAAAUCCGAGAGCAAACCCAAGCCUAAGAAGUUUAAGAAGCCAGUUAAAAAACCUGAGCCGGUACAUGAGCCGGAGCCAGAGCCAGAACAAGAAGGCGAGCAAGAUGAACCAGAGCAAUCGGAGGAUGAGGAACCCGAGCCUGAGCAGACCUCUAAGCCGAAGAAGUCUUCUAAGGCCGAGAAACCUGAGCCAGUGCCAGAGCCCGAACAAGAAGAACGCGAAGAGCCAGAACAAGAAGAGGCAGAAAAUGAGCCCGAACCGAAGAAGGAAGCUCCCAGACCCAAAAAGUUUUCCAAGGCUAAGAAACCGGAGCCAAAGCCAGCUCCUGAAGAACAAGAACAAGAACAGGAUUCUGGAGCUGAGCCUGAGCCUGAACAACAAAAACAAGAGAAGGUAAAUCAAAAGGAGGAACAUGAUGAAGGUAUCGAAAUGGCAGAUCACGAGGAAGAUGAGGAAGAAAAUGAAGGCGAGAAUGAUGAGGGUGAAGUCGAAGAUGACUCCGAUGUUCAAGACGAUGAGGAGCAAGAUAAUUCCGAAGGAGAAGACGGGGAGGGCGAGGAAGAGGAAGAUGAUGAAGAAAAUGAGGAAGGAGAGGAGGAAGACGAAAAUGAAUUGGCUGAGGCUAUUCCUGAUGUUCAACCAGAUGUCAUUACAUCUGCAGCUCCUAUUCCAGAAGAAUUCAAGGAGAGCAUCGAGCCUCUCAAGUCAGUAACUAAGUCGGAACCUGUCAAGGAAGCUACCAAGCCCGUCAAAGAUGCAAAAGACUCCGUCCCUGAACCUGCAAAGGAAGCGACUAAACGACCUAAGAAAUUCCUCAGUAAAGCUUCCAAAACUGCACAAGGAGCUCAAGGACAGGCCAAUGGUAUCUUAGGUGGUGCCACCAAGAAAACCCAAGAUGUUACUAAAGAUGCACCUGCAGCUGAUCAAGUCAAAGAUACUGCUUCUGGUGUCACUGACCAAGCGAAGGAUGUCGGAGACAAGGCAUCCAAAACCGCUAAGGAAGGAGCAGACAAAAUCAAAGAUACUGCUGAACAAGCACCAGACGCUAGUCAAGCUACCGAUGUUGUUAAAGGUGCAACUGAUACUGCCAAAGAUGUUGGAUCAAAGGCAAAGGGUGAUGUUGAGAAAACUUCCGGGGAUGUCAAGGACGCUGCACAAGACAAAGCAGAUCAAGCAUCCGGUCUCGGAAAAGAUGCCACUGACAAAGUCGGUGGGGUUGCAGGUGAUGCAAAGGACAAAGCUGAGGGUGUAACUGAAGGUGCAAAAGAUAAACUUGGUGACGCUCAAUCGCAAGUUAAUGGGGUCACCGACGAUGCAAAGAGCAAAGUUGGAGGUGCUACAGGUGAUGCACAGAAAAAACUUGGUGGCGUCAAGGAUACCGCUGGAAAGAAACUUGGAGGUGUUAAGGAUACGGCUGCUGGUGUCAAGGGAGGUUUGCCAUCUACAGAUGAUGCUCAGAAGUCUCUAGGUGAUAGUACCGACGGAGCCAAAGGUGCAUUGGGGGGUCUACCUGGUGCUGACAAAGCUACCGGUGCCGUUGAUGGAAUCAAAGAUCAAGCUCAGGGUGCAGUAGACAGCGCGAAGGAUGUACAAGUCAACAUACCAAACAUCAAUGAAAUUGUCGGUAAGAGUAUCUCCGUCAUCAAAGACGGAUAUCUUUUCGAUGACCAAGGAAAUGUCAUCGGUAAAGCCACUUCCAAUUUCUCCGGCAAAGCAGUCGGUUCUUUCAAAUCCAAAGAAUUGGAGGCUAGAGCUACACAACAAAUCCAAUCUGUUGACGGGCCCAAAGCUGGAGAUGUAGGAUCUUUGGCUGGAACAUUGGGACAAAAUGCAGAUAUCGGUGCAGGAAGUAGCCCAAGUGAUAUUUUCUUGGAUGUGAAGAGUACCAAUGAGGGAAUCAGUUUGCAGAUUAGAAUUCCUACUGCCUUUAUGAUGAAGGCUGGAAAUUAGGACGAUGGUAUUAUUAUGAUAAGGAUAGUAGGUAUUGGCAAUGGUUGGAUAUGUGAGAUUACAUGAUAAUGAUUUUGGUUGCGUGUGUACUUGGAUAAUUUGGAUUGGUUUCUUUGAGGUUUUACGAUUGGUUCAGUACAUGGCUUUGGAACUAAUGGGUAAUAGCAUACUGUGUAUUUUCUUCUGUAUUGUAUUUCUAGCAUUCUAUUCCUUACAAAAUUGAUAACAUUUAUAUCUUCACUGAAACUUUUGCGUUCCCUUUGACCUGUUUGAAAAUUUCAUCUUGGUACAAUCACAUGUUCGACCUCAUUAUAGGCCUUUUCUGGCCGUCCACUAUAAUCUUAAACUGAGCUUUCGUCUUUCUCAACACUCCGUACAAUACUCGUAAUGCCAAA
Sclerotinia trifoliorum is the source of this 3558-nucleotide messenger RNA. The record is from the annotation of a GenBank genome assembly. NCBI's taxonomy places the organism in Eukaryota, Fungi, Ascomycota, Leotiomycetes, Helotiales, Sclerotiniaceae.